Molecule: messenger RNA, 1005 nt
Organism: Neoarthrinium moseri
Lineage: Eukaryota; Fungi; Ascomycota; Sordariomycetes; Amphisphaeriales; Apiosporaceae
Exons: 3
Coding region: 1-1005 (334 amino acids)
Molecular function (GO): dioxygenase activity
Source: RefSeq, a predicted model, not a curated record
AUGGAAAAAGCAGCAGUUGAAAAUGAGGGUCUCAUGAUCCCGCUCAUUGACUUUUCGGUGUUUCUGAAUGGAAACCCAGAGGAGAGAAAGGAGACUGCCAAUGCUGUCCUCCAUGGCUUUCAAACUGCGGGUUUUAUCUACCUGAAGGGUCUGCCAUUCUCAUCAGACUACCGCCAGCAUAUCUUCAACACUUCCGCCAAGUACUUUCGGCUGCCUGUAGACACGAAGAUGUCACACUGCUGGACGACCCCGGCGGCAAACCGCGGCUACUCGGCGCCUGGUCGUGAGAAGACAACGGAGCUUACCAACAUUGAGGAUAUCAAGAAACUACGCGAGGGCAACCCAGACUUGAAGGAGUCUCUAGAGAUUGGCCGUGAGGGGGUCCCGGAUCACCCAAAUCACUGGCCAGAGGAAAAGGGCGAACUGGAGGGGUUCAAAUCCAUCAUGACAAAGUUCCACGAUCAGUGCAAGGAGCUGCAUAUGGAAGUCAUGCGCGCCAUUGCGGUAGGCAUGGGUUUAGACGAGACCUUUUUUGACACCUUCACGGACGAGGGCGACAACACUCUGCGCCUCCUGCAUUACCCCGAGGUGCGCAAGGAUGUUUUCACGAUCAACCCAGGACAGGUUCGCGCUGGUGCCCACAGCGAUUAUGGCAGCAUCACGCUGCUCUUCCAAGAUAUGCGGGGCGGGCUACAGGUCAAGAGCCCGAAUGGGACGUUUGUAGACGCCACGCCGAUCCAGGACACAUGCGUGGUGAACGCAGGUGACCUCCUUGCGAGAUGGAGCAAUGACACAAUCAAGAGUACUAUUCACCGCGUCGUCGAACCGCCAAGCGGUGAUGGACCGGUGCAUCCGGCCAGAUACAGCAUUGCAUACUUCUGCAAUCCCAACUUCAAGAGCCACAUCGAGGCGAUCCCGGGAACCUUCUCAGGAGAGAGCGAGAAGAAAUACCCAGGUAUCAACAGCGGAGACUACCUGGUUCAGAGACUGGCUGCGACUUACUAG